AUGAGUCGGGAUGAUGAUUACGUCCUAGGACGCGAGUUGAUGGACUCUGUCAGACUGGAUGCCCAACAUCUCCUCUGGAAGCUGCAUACUUCCUACGAGCUUCACCCGGCGAUCUCUGUGACCGAUGAUAUGAAGAUUGCGGAUCUAGGCACAGGAACGGGCAACGUCUCCUUAUGCCUCCUGGACUGCCUCCUUGAACCACCGAUCUCAAUCCACGGGCAGUACGACGUGGUCCACCUCCGCAUGUGGGCAAGCAAUAUCCGAGAAAAUGACACAGCAGCAUUGAUGCGCCAUGUGCAGAAGCUUUUGAAACCCGGAGGCUACAUCCAAUGGGAAGAUGCCGAUCUAAUCCAUCAAACCGUGCAGGGGUCUCGAGCCCAAGAGUUUGAAGAACACACGCGUGAGAUAUUCCAGCAAGCGGGUCUAGAUUACAGUUGGGUUGCAAAUCUGCCCCACCGACUCCAAAAGCAUCAUUUCCACAUGGUUGCGUUGCACAGGGAUCCCUUCGAGGGACCCCUGGCGCAGCUCUGCACGAGGACCUACCUCGCUGCGCUGAUGGAGAUUCUCCGGGGGAUCAAAAGGACUACUCGGUCGGAACAGCUGGUACAUUCGGUGAAUGAGCAGAUGGUGGCGCUUGGUCGCUUGUCUGCCGCGUAUGUGAGGGAAGGGAUUGUUUAUAACUGGUUGCCGGUGGCGCUGGUAGCAUGGAGGGAGACUUGAUCUGGGGUGUGCGAGACGAGAACGCAUGAGUCCCCGAUAGGGCGGGAAGGGACACUAUCCUUAUUCACAGGAGGCCUGCCAAUGAACUUGGGACCUUGUUCAAAUCAUUUGAUCGAAACCAAAUUCCCAGUAUUGAUCCUAGACAGUCUGGUUCCAUUCUGGUUGUGAAGGUGCAGUUAGAA
Aspergillus saccharolyticus JOP 1030-1 is the source of this 902-nucleotide messenger RNA. RefSeq lists its product as uncharacterized. Bases 1 to 720 code for a protein of 239 amino acids. The transcript has 5 exons. NCBI's taxonomy places the organism in Eukaryota, Fungi, Ascomycota, Eurotiomycetes, Eurotiales, Aspergillaceae. The record is from RefSeq and is a predicted model, not a curated record.